AUGGAGCACGAUUUUGCUAAGCAAGAACAGUGGGCCCGUCAGCAAAAUGUGGAAAUUGUAGGUGUACCAGAAAAAAGCAACGAAUGUCUCAUGGACGUUCUUACAAAAAUAGCAGAAAAAGCCAGCCAAAAAAUAUUUGAAACUGAUGUAGACUUCGUUCACAGAGUGAAACCACAGCGCUCAUCCAACAAGCAACCGCGCCCUAUCAUCGCGCGUUUCAAGUAA
Molecule: messenger RNA, 225 nt
Organism: Parnassius apollo (apollo)
Lineage: Eukaryota; Metazoa; Arthropoda; Insecta; Lepidoptera; Papilionidae
Source: the annotation of a GenBank genome assembly